This is a messenger RNA of Tinamus guttatus (white-throated tinamou), 1091 nucleotides long. RefSeq names its product ORAI calcium release-activated calcium modulator 2 (gene ORAI2). The record is from RefSeq and is a predicted model, not a curated record. Gene Ontology annotation, cellular component: membrane. Gene Ontology annotation, molecular function: store-operated calcium channel activity. Lineage: Eukaryota; Metazoa; Chordata; Aves; Tinamiformes; Tinamidae. Gene Ontology annotation, biological process: store-operated calcium entry.
UUUCCUUAGCAUUCCUGUCGUCAUGAGUUCUGAAUUAAAUGUUCCAGUGGAUCCUUCCACUCCUGCUUGUUGCUCCGAACCUGGCACAAAAGGCAUGGAUUAUCGGGACUGGGUCCGGCGCAGCUACCUGGAAUUGGUCACGUCAAAUCACCACUCUGUUCAGGCCCUUUCAUGGAGAAAACUCUACCUUAGCCGAGCCAAACUCAAAGCUUCCAGCAGAACCUCUGCUCUCCUCUCUGGAUUUGCCAUGGUUGCCAUGGUGGAGGUGCAGCUGGAAAUGCAGUACAAGUACCCCCAGAUGCUGCUGAUCGCUUUCAGCGCCUGCACGACAGUGCUAGUGGCCGUUCAUCUCUUUGCCCUGCUCAUCAGCACCUGCAUCCUGCCCAACGUGGAAGCGGUGAGCAACAUCCACAACCUGAACUCCAUCAGCGAGUCCCCACAUGAGCGCAUGCACCCCUACAUAGAGCUGGCGUGGGGCUUCUCCACGGUCUUGGGGAUCCUCCUUUUCCUUGCGGAAGUUGUGCUUCUGUGCUGGAUCAAAUUUCUGCCCGUGGACUCCAUCAUGAAGAACGACACCACGACCAUCCAGAAGCCCAGCGGCCACGCGGGUUGGCAGGCAGCCCUGGUCUCCACCAUCAUCAUGGUCCCCGUGGGGCUGAUCUUUGUCGUCUUCACCAUCCACUUCUACCGCUCUUUGGUGCGGCACAAAACGGAGCGCCACAACCGGGAGAUCGAAGAGCUUCACAAACUCAAAGUGCAGUUAGACGGGCAUGACCGGAGCAUGCAGGUAGUGUGACAGAGAGGCAGGGAGCUGCUGCCACCAAAUCCACCUAGCUGAGGCUGAGAGAAAAAUACCUGUUUUGCCAGUUGGCGAGGCGUACCAAUGACAGACUGUUUUGAGGCUUAAAUAUCUAAAUGCUAAUUGCCAUAUGUAGCUGUGGGUUCUAGUGCUGUUUCCAAUGCUGUGGUCUCUGGCCUGUUUCUGGUCCUACACACUUCUAUGUUUAAAUAGACACUGCCAUGGAGUUAAUGGUCAAAACUCAAUCUAUCUUAACAUUGGUCCAAGCAGCCAAAUAACUAUUUUUUACAAA